Molecule: messenger RNA, 1810 nt
Organism: Anarrhichthys ocellatus (wolf-eel)
Lineage: Eukaryota; Metazoa; Chordata; Actinopteri; Perciformes; Anarhichadidae
Product: importin subunit alpha-1-like
Biological process (GO): protein import into nucleus
Cellular component (GO): cytoplasm
Molecular function (GO): protein binding; nuclear import signal receptor activity
Source: RefSeq, a predicted model, not a curated record
CAACCCUUUGCGCGACGAUCAGGAAUAACUCUACAAAGCACAAGUUUUCACUGCUACUACGCCUCCUCGUCAGUUGAAAAAAACCAUGUCUGAGAACGUGGAACGUCUGAACAAGUUCAAGAACAAAGGCAAAGAUGCUAAUGAACUUCGACGCAGGAGAGUGGAGGUGAACGUGGAGCUCCGCAAGGCGAAGAAAGAUGACCAGAUGUUCAAAAGAAGAAAUGUGUCUGCGUUUCCUGACGAGGCCACUUCUCCCCUUCAGGAAAGGACUCAGAACUGCCUGUCUGCCAGACAGUGGACGGUUGAGGAGAUUCUCUCAGGAGUGAACAGCAGCGACCUCGAGUCCCAGCUCCAGGCGACACAGGCUGCCAGGAAGCUCCUGUCUCGUGACAAGAACCCCCCCAUCAACCAGAUGAUCGGUGCCGGCCUGAUCCCCAAGUUCGUCUCCUUCCUGGGGCUGGUCGACUGUCCGCCGAUCCAGUUCGAGGCCUCCUGGGCUCUGACCAACAUUGCCUCUGGGACGUGUGAUCAGACCGCUGCUGUGGUUGAGGGUGGCGGCAUCCCGGCCUUCAUCAGCCUGGUCACAUCGCACCACCAGCACAUCAGCGAGCAAGCGGUGUGGGCCCUUGGAAACAUUGCUGGUGAUGGCUCGGCUCUUAGAGACAGGGUCAUUAAAAAUGGCGCUGUGGCCCCUCUUCUCAGUCUGCUGGCGGUCCCUGACCUGUCUGUAUUCAGUACCGGCUACAUGAGAAAUGUCACAUGGACGCUGUCUAACCUCUGCCGCAACAAGAACCCCUCCCCCCCCAUAACGGCGGUCCAACAGAUGCUACCCGCUCUGGUUCGUCUGCUGCACCACGAUGACCGGGAGGUGUUGGCCGACACGUGUUGGGCCGUUUCAUACCUGACAGACGGCUCCAAUGACCGCAUCGAGGUGAUGGUCCAGACCGGCUUAAUUCCUCGCCUGGUGAAUCUGCUCGGUGCUGAAGAGCUGCCCGUCAUUACCCCAGCACUGCGUGCCAUCGGCAACAUUGUGACUGGCACGGAUGAGCAGACCCAGGCGGUGCUGAAUGCCGGGGCCCUGACCAUGUUCCCCCGGCUGCUGCGCCACAAGAAGGCCAACAUUCAGAAGGAGGCAGCCUGGACUCUGUCCAACAUCACAGCAGGGAAGGACGCCCAAAUCCAGGAGGUCAUCGACUCGGGAAUCAUUCCACACCUGGUCAAUACGCUUGUGCAGGGAGACUACAAAACUCAGAAGGAGGCUGUGUGGGCUGUUACAAACUUCACCAGUGGGGGCACCGUUGAGCAGGUGGUUUACCUUGUACAAGCCAAUGUGCUCGAGCCUCUUCUGAAUCUCCUCUCCUCCAAGGACAGCAAAAUUGUCCUCGUCAUCUUGGAUGCCAUCACCAAUAUCUUCAUGGCCGGGGAUAAAAUUGGGGAGUCGGACAAGCUGAGUCUAAUGGUGGAAGAAUUGGGCGGACUGGACAAGAUCGAGGCUCUGCAGUCUCAUGAGAAUGAGAUGAUCUACAAAGCAUCCCUCAAUCUCAUUGAGAAAUACUUCUCUGACGAGGAGGAGGUGGUGCAGAGUGUGGUCCCAGAAGCAACCGAUGAUGGUUUUGCAUUCAACAUCAGUGAAAACCAGAGCACUUUCAAUUUCUAGAUGACGUUCUAAUACCUCUACUCAACUUUACUGUUUCCUCUUUGCUACUGUUUGUCCUUUUGUUCAUGUGAUUGUGGAGUUCCUUUUGUAUGUAUUGUACAUACUGUUUUAAUACAGAAGAAACAUGAUUGUAAAUAAAGUUAUCAGAUCAUG